AGAACAUUCUUGAGAUCAUCAGUACAAUAUCACAUAUAAACUCAUCAAAUUUUGCAGAUUUAACACAAUCAAGAAUGGAGUUAAUCAUGCUUAUUGUAAUGUUGUUAGUGUUGGUUUUAGUAGUUUUACUAGUCCUAUUAAGAACAAAUAAGGUUUCUCCAAAAGAAAUGGAAGCAAUUCCAGGUACCUUAGGAUGGCCUAUUAUUGGAGAAAGUCUCUCUUUCAUAUCCGAAUUUUCGAGCCCUGCUGGUAUAUACAGCUUCAUCAAUAAGAGACAGCAACUGUAUGGGAAGGUGUUUAAGAGUUAUGUAUUGGGAAGGUAUACGGUAUUCAUGACCGGAAGAGAAGCAAGCAAGAUCUUGUUGACAGGUAAAGAUGGGAUAGUGAGCUUAAACCUUUUCUACACAGGACAGCAAGUACUUGGACCUACUAGCUUGCUCCAACAGACGGGAGAGGCGCACAAGAGACUCCGAAGACUAAUUGCUGAACCACUUUCUGUUGAUGGUUUAAAGAAGUAUUUUCAGUUUAUCAACAGUUUAGCUAUUGAAACAUUGGAUCAGUGGUCUGGAAGAAAAAUUUUGGUUCUUGAAGAAACUUCCACAUUUACACUGAAGGUUAUAGGCAACAUGAUAAUGAGUUUAGAGCCAACUGGUGAGGAGCAAGAGAAAUUUCGAACCAAUUUCAAGAUUAUUUCUGGCUCUUUUGCUUCUUUACCCUUUAAAGUCCCGGGAACUGCCUUUUAUCGUGGCAUUCAGGCUCGUGAUCGAAUGUAUGCUAUGUUAGACUCGAUAAUUGACCAACGGAGGAGUGGGGAAACCAUAAAACAAGAUUUCUUGCAAUCCCUGGUGAAGAAGCAUGGCAAAGAUGCACCAGAAGGAGAUGAUGACGACAAACUCACAGAUAAACAACUUAAGGAUAACAUAUUGACACUUCUAGUUGCAGGCCACGAUACUACAACUGCUGCUUUAACAUGGCUCCUCAAAUUUCUUCAAGAAAAUCCUGCUGUAUUGGAACGACUAAGAGAGGAGCAUAGAGAAAUCCAAGCUCGAAAACAAGGCACAUUAGAUCUCACCUGGUCUGAAGUCAACAAUAUGCCUUACACCGCCAAAGUAAUCAGUGAAACACUUCGAAUGGCCACAAUCCUUCCGUGGUUUUCAAGAAAAGCAGCACAAGAUUUUGAGAUAGAGGGGUGCAAAAUCAAGAAGGGAUGGUCACUUAACUUGGAUGUAGUGUCUAUCCACCACGACCCCAAGAUUUUUCCUAAUCCUGAGAAGUUUGAUCCUUCUAGAUUUGAUGAUCCUCUAAAACCUUUCAGCUUCCUUGGAUUUGGAAGCGGACCACGCAUGUGUCCUGGAAUCAACUUAGCCAAACUGGAAAUUUCUGUCUUUCUUCAUCAUCUUGUCUGCAGAUACAAAUGGACACCGUUAGACACAGAUGACUCCGUCCAGCCAACACUUGUUAGGAUGCUGAAGAACAAGUAUCCCGUCAUGGUUGAGACACUUUAGAUAAUGUCUUUUACA
This is a messenger RNA of Solanum stenotomum, 1520 nucleotides long. Its product is annotated as abscisic acid 8'-hydroxylase 3-like. Gene Ontology annotation, molecular function: heme binding; monooxygenase activity; iron ion binding. NCBI's taxonomy places the organism in Eukaryota, Viridiplantae, Streptophyta, Magnoliopsida, Solanales, Solanaceae. The transcript is spliced from 9 exons. Bases 75 to 1505 code for a protein of 476 amino acids. Gene Ontology annotation, biological process: multicellular organism development; sterol metabolic process; brassinosteroid biosynthetic process. The record is from RefSeq and is a predicted model, not a curated record.